AUCCAUCCAUUCAUACGGUCUACUACUUAAUAGUGGUAAAUGAAGAGAUCAAUUAAAUUUGUGACAACAGUUGUAAUUAUAAUGAAAGUAAAAAUUGUGACUUUUUUUGACUCAUUAUAAUAGUCUUAGUUUUUUUUUAAACAACAAUCACAAGAAACAAGUAAAUUGAACAUUGAAUACAACAACACCACCAUUGGCCUCAACACAUGUCGGCGCCAACACUUAACGGCUCCAAUGUUAGCAAACAGUCGGUUGUAAUGUCCGGUCUAUUUGAUUGUCAGGACUGUAACAUUGGUUUCUCGUCGUUGGCUUCGGUUACUAAUCACCGAAAAUAGACAAUUGAAGAAACAUAUAAAAGUGAAACAUAAAGACACUGUUGGUACUAAUGGGACAUCACCGCAGUCGCAGAUUCACUGCAAUUACUGUGGAAAACAUUUCAGAACUCGGGAUAAACUUUUAAAUCAUCUUCAAGUGAUUCACUAUUAUUGUCAAAAAUGUUGUUUCCGUUUCAAAAGUAAGCAUUUAUUAGACAAACAUAAAAGCAGCGGUCAUUUGACAAAGCCGUCCGCUAUGGUGUCGCUGAAGGGUAUCGAUGAAUACAUUUGCCACAUAUGUAAACAAUGUUUCAAAAAACAAAAACAAUUGAAAACUCAUCAAAAUCUUAAGCAUACCGUUGAGAUUAUUACUAAUGAUAAUGAAAAUAGUAAUUUAACGAAUCAAUUGACCUCAUCAUUAACUACUGGUACCAGUGAUCAAAGUGAAUCAGAUGAACAAUUGCUAAUUAGACAGACCAUCAAUAGGAUUAACCAAAGUGUACGGGGAUGUGGCAGUUGUCAAAUGUUUUAUAUAUAUAAGAUUUUUUCGGCACAUAUGCGAAAUGAUCAUCAAAUCGGUUCGUUUGCACCGUACAUAUGCUAUUGGGAGGGUUGCUAUCAAUCAUAUCAGACGGACAUUGAGUUGAAUAAACACCGGAAGACACAUCCCAACAAUGGCUGUAAUAGAUUUGAGUGUCAAAUCGGUAGAUGUGGUCAUGUAUUGGCUACACAUACCGAACUAGUCAAACAUAUGAGAGCCAAUCAUUCAAUGUUUAUUAGCUAUAUUUGCAACUAUUGUCCGGAAAUGACGAUGAGAUGUCCGUUAAUAGAGCGUCAUAUGACUGUACAUCACCUUAAGUUUCCGUGUCCUCAAAGAGGUUGUGAAAAAAAGUUUACCACUGAAGAGGGUCUCAUUCAUCACACUGUUCUCGACCAUCUGAAUUCGUACGCCAGUUAUCGUAGAGACAGAGAUAUGCAGUUGAAAAUACCGGCACCGGUACAUCUGGUAGAAGUGCCAGAAACUAAUAACAACAGUUCAGUACAAAUGGCACCGGAAAUUGAAUUUUGCUGUCAUUUUGAUGAUUGCGGACAAUAUUUUGGUGAUAUGAAUGAGUUGUCUAAACAUUAUUGUGAAGAUCAUUAUAAUCCUUCAAUUACUAGUAAUAUAAAUAAUAAUACAAUUACUACUAUUACUAGUAAUUCACUGCCAAUACCUCAAUCAGUGCCUUCUCGAGAUCCCCGUUCAAGACCUGCCAUAUUGGCCAAAGAUAUUGUACUACAACAGCAAGAGAUGUGCUUCAGAUGUGACGCUCCGGGAUGUGGCCAACAGUUCAGGCAAAAAGUUGACUUUUAUCGACACAAAUACAGAAUAGUUUUGAUGGCAUCCGAUCUGAUCUGUUGUGUGGAAGCGGUGUUCAGUAGUUGGACUUCAUUGUCGUCCUUAAAGAUUUGGAGUAAACCCUUGAUAUAAGUAUCAUAAAACUGUUUAUAACACGUGAGUCCGGCAUUGUUGGCAAUUUCAGUCCUUUUCUUAACCAAUUGCUGUCCGAUAUCCAGAUCUUCUUGAGUCAUAUCAAACAGUUGUUUAUCUGACUUUCCAAUGAGCACCUGAUCUGCAUUUUUCAGGCAUUGGAUCUGACUUUUUCUAU
Molecule: messenger RNA, 1963 nt
Organism: Oppia nitens
Lineage: Eukaryota; Metazoa; Arthropoda; Arachnida; Sarcoptiformes; Oppiidae
Product: zinc finger protein 808-like
Exons: 2
Coding region: 571-1785 (404 amino acids)
Biological process (GO): regulation of transcription by RNA polymerase II
Cellular component (GO): nucleus
Molecular function (GO): DNA-binding transcription factor activity, RNA polymerase II-specific; RNA polymerase II cis-regulatory region sequence-specific DNA binding
Source: RefSeq, a predicted model, not a curated record